Molecule: messenger RNA, 550 nt
Organism: Haliotis rufescens (red abalone)
Lineage: Eukaryota; Metazoa; Mollusca; Gastropoda; Lepetellida; Haliotidae
Product: protein disulfide isomerase crld-1-like
Exons: 5
Coding region: 59-538 (159 amino acids)
Source: RefSeq, a predicted model, not a curated record
ACAGUAACAGCCAAGGUUUCAUCCCCGGAAAAACACCUCCGUGCCUGUCAUAACGGGCAUGGGGGCUCGUGCGCUUAUUAUAGACAAAGCCAUCUGUUACGGCAAGGACAACACUAACGGAGCCUGUAACCAGAGAGGAAGCUGCGUUGCACCAAACAGGUGUUCCUGUCACACUGGAUAUACUGGAUCACAAUGUGAAAAAUGUCUUGAUGCUCGUGCAGAUCCUGAACAUUUCAUCUGGUGGCACACCAACAGCCAUCCGGACUGCGCUCUGACCUGUUCGUGGAAGAACCAAUGGUGUUGGCCUGGGGACUGCCCAGACAGAAGAUUGAGGACAUCCUGUAAAUGUCGGAACGGCUUUGUGAAGCAUGAUGGAGGUUCCAGAUACACAAAGUGUGACCUUGUUGAGAAGCCCCAACUUCUAACGUGCCACAUUGGGAUGACGGAUGCACAUCACAGCGUGAGAAGCUCCACACAUGGCUCUCACUCUGGAUGCCAGUAUGAAUCGGACACAUAUGUUAACUUGAAUCCCAUAUAGGUAAACCUUCAG